Molecule: messenger RNA, 520 nt
Organism: Eurytemora carolleeae
Lineage: Eukaryota; Metazoa; Arthropoda; Copepoda; Calanoida; Temoridae
Product: myb-like protein B
Exons: 3
Coding region: 62-520 (152 amino acids)
Source: RefSeq, a predicted model, not a curated record
AUUUGGAAAAUACAAAUUAUUCUUGGAAUAAAAUGCAAGAAAUCUUGAAAUUUUAAGAAAAAUGUCAACUCAUGGGAAUCAACCAACCUACCUCUUCUCCUCUUUCUCCAAUAUUUCUGAGGAUAAUAUUAGAUCUUCUAAUUCCAGGAAUCCUAUUCCACAAACAACUCUGAGAAAACAGAACUGGAGUCAAAACAAAGGACCUGUAGCCUUCAACCUUGAAUCUUCUCAUUCUACAACAUUAAACCAUCUACUCAAAACUACAAAAACCAACAACAUUCAAAGAAACAACAGCUACCUUAGGAGUAGAACCAGCCACAGGGGAAGAAACAACAGCAACAACCAGAUAGAUACUGCUAGUAACUACAGUUUAUCAUCCAGUAACUACAAUGUAACAGCCAGUAACUACAAUGUAACAGAUAGUAAAUACAGUUUGACAGCCAGCCUCUACAGUUUAACAGAUAACAGUACAGAUGAACUGAUGCAUGUACUCAACUUAAAUACAGAUUCAAUGAGGUGA